GUCCACGAGAGAGGGAGAGAGAGAGAGAGAGAGAGAGAGAGGGAGAGAGAGAGAGAUGGCUAGAGAGAUAGCAGGAGUAAUAAAUAAUAUCACAGAAACAUCGCCGUUGGACUCUAACUAUCUUCGUCAUGUCAUGUUCUUGGCUCUGGUCGGGAUUUCAAUAGUCUCGGCUCUGAUAUUCUUUUGCGCCGACGGAAUCUCCAAAGACAAAGCCAAUAACGGAGACUCCAACACUUACGGUGGCGGUUGCGCCGCUGGAUGCGGCGGUGGCGGCGGAGGCGGCUGUGGAGCUUGAGCCGCUGAAUUCGCACGUGUUCCAAUUCUAUCGGAAGGAACACACACAAUCUGAUUCUUACAGAAUCCGACAGUUCCAACUCUUCUGGUGUUUUUGCGGCGACUGAAUAGCCAAUGAAAAGGUGCUACGUGUUGUUUCGGUAGAGAUAAUUCAUAUCUGUUGCUAUUAUCGAUGGAGAGAUCUGUGAGAUAUGUUCAUGAAAUUUAGUUUUGUCGCUCUGAAAACCGGACUUUAGUUUUUUCUUUUCAUUUAUUCCAAGUUUGUCAAAAUUUA
Tarenaya hassleriana is the source of this 568-nucleotide messenger RNA. RefSeq lists its product as uncharacterized. The record is from RefSeq and is a predicted model, not a curated record. The transcript has a single exon. Lineage: Eukaryota; Viridiplantae; Streptophyta; Magnoliopsida; Brassicales; Cleomaceae. Bases 56 to 295 code for a protein of 79 amino acids.